This is a messenger RNA of Candoia aspera, 1443 nucleotides long. RefSeq names its product spermatogenesis associated 18 (gene SPATA18). The transcript is spliced from 11 exons. Lineage: Eukaryota; Metazoa; Chordata; Lepidosauria; Squamata; Candoiidae. The record is from RefSeq and is a predicted model, not a curated record. Gene Ontology annotation, cellular component: mitochondrial outer membrane. Gene Ontology annotation, biological process: mitochondrial protein catabolic process; mitophagy by internal vacuole formation. Bases 1 to 1443 code for a protein of 480 amino acids.
AUGGCUGCUGACACCCUGAGGAGACUGAUCAACAAUGAGACCUGCAGGAUUUUACAGGAGAAGCUGGAAAGUUGGUAUAAAGACUACCACAUUAACUCAUAUGAUCAAAAUUUGACUUUAUGCUGUGAAAUCAUGGAACUGAGUGCCAUGAUUCAGGGACAACUGUUUUCGAUUCUCAAUCAAGCUUGUCAAGAAGGUGGCAAUUAUACAGGUAUGGAAAUAAUAAAAUCUCGUCUCCUCCCAUGGUUGGGUACUUGUUUUUCUAGCCCCACUUCUGGAAGGACCUUGGACACAUGUUCUUCUGUCUUACAGGAAUCUCUUGAGAAAGACAGACUGCUGAGGGAAAUAAGCAGUACCCGGAACCAUGAAGUUCAACAGCUGGAAAAAGAAUUGAAUGCCACCCGGUUACAGCUCAGUAUGCUGCAACAAGACCUAAAGGCUUCUCGUGCAAAAGAAGAUAGCACUUUGCAAAAUCUAGAGCGGCUGAGUGACUACGAGAAUCAGCUUCAAAUGCUAAAGGAUGAUAUUGCUAUCCUUAGGUUUCAGAACUCUCGUCUUCAAAGCAGACUUGCACGAAGUCGAUCUCCUUCUCCAAGAUCUGCCCAAAGUAGAUCGCCUAGUCCACUUCCAAUACGAAGCUUUUCACCUAGCCGAGGAAGACUCUCUCAUGCUUCACGCCAUGCUCGCCUUGUGGAACAUUUCACUGACAUCUAUACUCAGGAGCGCCAGGAUGCUCAAACUCUCUUGAGGACCUAUAUUGAUGAUCUGGAAAUGGUGCAGAGAAUAAUCUAUAUUGCGGUUGUGGAGUCCUUCCGUGCAGCAAAGAUGGCCUUCAGACAGUUCAAAAUUCGUGUUAGAAAGACACUGUCCCUAAGUUACUCAGGGCCUGAACCACUUGAAGAUAUGGUGAUGGACUAUAUCAUUCGUCAGGAAGAUCUGUAUGAUGUUCAGUCCAGUGUCAAUGAAGUCAUCCGUGUAAUGAACAUCAGUCCUAAGAUUUCUUUCCCAGCUGGAGUUGAUUUUAUCAUGAUCAGUGGUUUGAUACGAGAGUUGUGCCGCUUAGCUUUUUCCAUGCAGACUCUUGACCCACCCCUUGAUAUUUCUUUCGGCAUAGAUGGGGAGCUGUUCAACGAAUACAAAUACCGUCGCAGCUAUGAUUCUGAUUUCACAGCCCCACUGGUUGCCUAUCAUGUCUGGCCAGCUCUCAUGGAAGAAGAUUCGGUGAUUGUGAAGGGAGAGGCUGUAACUAGAAGAGAUGUUCUGUGGUCUUCCAGGAGCAGAAACAGGAGCUGCAGCCACAGACGCAGCCGCAGUGUUAGCCCUCUGGCUCGUAGUACAGGCUACUCCCGGCAUUUGCCAACUCGAAGCCGGAGCCCUUCCCCACUAAGGAACGGAAGCCCAAGUAAGUGGGCCUAUUCAGAAUGUAGGCAGCUAUGGCUUUAA